AACAGGUACAAAUAUUGUGGGCUGUGCUGAUGCUAAAUUCUAGAUAAAGAAUCAGCCAUUUCAUGCUCUUUGGACAGAACUUUUGUCUGUCCAACAAAAAUUAACAAAAAAAUAUCUAAUUCUGCUGAUGCUUUUUUAAAUGUUACUGAAAUUUUUGCCGUUGAAUUUAAGCUAGCAGAGUCUAAAAGGCAAAGACAGAGAGUGGAUCAACAUUUUUCUAGCCAAUAACACAUAUUUACUCGAGAUAGUCCGUGAUGACUUGCAAAUCGUCACUCUAUUUCGUUAUGGAGGAAAAUUUUUGAAUUUUCUUCUCCUUCUCCAUAUUGGUAUUAGUUUUUGAUAGAUAUGGCAAUUCAAACUUGAAAAUUUUUACUCGAAUUACCAGACAUCAGCUGUUCACCACCCAACCACUCGACCGGAAGGAGGACUCGUGUCACAAUUGGAGAGACUCUCCUUCUUCCUCCAUUUAAGGCAAGAGACAAGUGUAGAGUCACAAGAUUACACCAAUUUACACCACUUUAAAAAUUUUCCCCAAAUACACAUUCACUUUUGCAUUUUUCAGCCUUUAAAGAGAAAUACACUCCCACCUUCAAAAUUGAAACUCCAUUCAAAAUCAUGGAGAAACAAGUUUUGGACUACAUGUUGGUACCAGUAGGCCUCCUCUUCAUGGUUGCUUAUCACUUGUGGCUUCUUCAUCGCAUCCUUAAACAUCCUCUUCAUACUGUCAUCGGCAUCAAUUCAAUCAAUCGUCAAUUCUGGGUUCGCGCUAUGAUGGAGGACCCAUCGAAAAAUGGAGUUCUAGCGGUGCAGACAUUAAGGAACAACAUAAUGGCAUCAACACUUUUAGCAUCUACAGCGAUUAUGCUCAGUUCUCUCUUUGCUGUUUUAGUGAACGGUAGAAGCAAGGGCAGUUAUAUUGGUUUUCAUAUUUACGGAGACAAGAGCGAGCUUUGCAUGUCAAUUAAAUUCUUUUCCAUAUUGGUAUGUUUUAUGGUGGCGUUCCUCUUUAAUGUGCAGUCGAUAAGAUAUUACAGUCAUGCUAGCAUACUCAUCAAUGUGCCUUACGAUAGAUUGGAAUAUUCUUCGAGACAUUGUGUGACAGCAGAGUAUGUAGGGAGGACAGUGAAUAGAGGGAGCUAUUUCUGGUCACUUGGACUGCGUGCUUUUUAUUUUUCGUUUCCCUUAUUUCUGUGGAUCUUUGGGCCUAUUCCUAUGUUCCUUUGCUGUGUUUUUCUGGUUUGUAUGCUUUAUUUCUUGGAUGGUAGUUCGGAUUUUGGGUGGGUUGCACCAAGUGAUGUGGAGGCUCAGCAGACUGCUUAGAGAGAGAGAUUGAGAAGUUCGGAUUCAAUCCAAGUAUGAUAGAUCUUUAACUAUCUUCUUAACUAUUAUUUUAGGUAUUAGCUUGGUGUAUAUACCCGGUCUAUAAGAAGUUUUACCCGUUACCAAGUACGGAGUAAUAAAGAUUACAAGAAUUAAUAGGGGUAAUUUUAUCAGGUUA
Capsicum annuum is the source of this 1498-nucleotide messenger RNA. RefSeq lists its product as uncharacterized. The transcript has 2 exons. Lineage: Eukaryota; Viridiplantae; Streptophyta; Magnoliopsida; Solanales; Solanaceae. The record is from RefSeq and is a predicted model, not a curated record. Bases 616 to 1320 code for a protein of 234 amino acids.